GGACCGGGGAGGACUUCAGUCACUCCAGAGUGUUCCAGACUCUGGACUUGGGCUUCUCUUUGUACGUGUACUUGUGUUAUAUUCAACAUGGCAACUGGCGAUGAUAGACGUGUCGCUCUAAUAACAGGUAUCUCCGGGCAGGAUGGCUCCUACCUGGCAGAAUUCUUAUUGGAAAAAGGAUAUGAUGUGCAUGGCAUUAUCAGGCGGGCCAGUUCAUUUAACACUGCACGUAUUCAGCAUCUUUAUGAGGAUCCAAAAUGUCAUCGACAAGGCAAAAUGAAGCUGCAUUAUGGUGACAUGACAGAUUCCAGUAGUUUAAUCAAAGUUAUUAGCGCGAUACAACCGACAGAAAUUUAUAAUCUCGCAGCACAAAGUCAUGUUAUGGUAAGCUUUGAAGUAAGCGAAUAUACUGCAGAAGUAGACGCAGUAGGAACAGUAAGAAUAUUGGACGCGAUACGUACAUGCGGCUUAGAAAAAUCUGUGAAAUUUUAUCAUGCAUCAACAUCCGAACUUUACGGCAAAGUACUGGAAGUUCCACAAACUGAAAAGACACCAUUUUAUCCACGCUCUCCAUAUGCUUGUGCAAAAUUAUAUAGCUUCUGGAUAGUCGUAAAUUACAGAGAAGCAUAUAAUAUGUUUGCAUGCAACGGUAUAUUAUUCAAUCACGAAAGUCCGCGAAGAGGAGAGAAUUUUGUUACAAGAAAGGUGACGAGAUCUAUAGCAAAAAUACAUUUAGGUCUACAGGAUGUACUUGAAUUAGGAAAUUUAGAUGCAAAACGAGAUUGGGGCCAUGCGAAAGAUUAUGUAGAAGCAAUGUGGUUGAUGCUCCAACAAGCACAACCGGAUGAUUAUGUCAUAGCGACAGGAGAAACACAUAGCGUGAGAGAAUUUGUAGAGGUGGCAUUCCAAUAUGUAGGUCGUACAAUUAAAUGGCAAGGCGAAGGUGUGAAUGAAACGGGACAAGAUGCACAAACCGGUCAAGUAUUAGUUCGCAUAAAUCCGAAAUUCUUCCGUCCAACUGAAGUGGAUGUACUUCUGGGUGAUGCAUCAAAAGCAAGAAACAAAUUCGGAUGGAAACCAACAGUUACAUUUAAGGAACUUGUAAAGGAUAUGAUGGAUUCUGACUUAGAAUUAAUGUCAAAAAAUCCAAACGCUUAACAUUAUUGCAUUGGAAUUGUGAUACAAUCAGACGCAUUUAUCAUUUUGUUUAUGAAGCGACAGUAUUUAAAAUCUUAUCUACACUAUAAUCGAGAGUGAUGCCCCGUUUUGUGAAUUGCAGGAUGCAAGUUUAAGUGACCAAUCUAUAUUAAUAUUUUUAUUUGCGUUGCUAAAUUUUUAUAAUUUUAUUCUAAAACAACUCGUUUUCUUUCGCUCUCAUCUUAA
Messenger RNA from Atta colombica, 1383 nucleotides. It is a transcript of the gene Gmd, whose product is annotated as GDP-mannose 4,6 dehydratase. The transcript has 9 exons. NCBI's taxonomy places the organism in Eukaryota, Metazoa, Arthropoda, Insecta, Hymenoptera, Formicidae. Bases 88 to 1158 code for a protein of 356 amino acids. Gene Ontology annotation, molecular function: GDP-mannose 4,6-dehydratase activity. The record is from RefSeq and is a predicted model, not a curated record. Gene Ontology annotation, biological process: GDP-mannose metabolic process.